AUGGUCGCAGAUGCACUAGUUUAUCACCCUGCGGUGGCACAUUAUCUCCGGUUUGUCGCGACAACAGUGGGCCGCGAUAAGGUCCUCCGUACGAUCCAAUAUUUUGCUCGAUUCUACUCGUGGUAUCUCUACCGUACCAACAACCCGACCAGUGCCAUUCAACCGUGGACCACCAUCAAAACCCAAUUUGGUCUCACAAGAAAGAUCUUGCGAGUGGGCAAGUUUGUCGAACAUAUUCGCCUGGGCUCCGAGUUAUACGAUGCGGCCAUGAAGUCAGGAAAUGGGGACAAGGUCACCCAAUAUCUGCAGGUCCUGAGACAGAUAGGAUAUGCGGGAUACCUGCUAUUUGACACCUUGACCGUAUUGGACGCGAUGGGCGUAAAGAAAGACCCUCGGGCAAAGAGCCUACAGGCUACUGCAUACCGAUUUUGGUUCUCAGGUUUGACUGCCAGUGCACUUGCUGGAAUCUACAACCGGUACAGGCUCAGCCAGCGCGCAAAGGCUGUCAAUGAGAAGGAUGCUGAGGCCAAGGUGGAUAGCAUUAGCAUUGCGAGACAACAACAGAUUGUGAACAUCCAAUUGGUUUCGGAUCUCUGUGACCUCACAGUUCCAAGCACGGCUCUCGGAUAUGCCAACUUCGACGAGGGUAUCAUCGGUCUCGCAGGAACUACCAGCAGUCUACUUGGCGCCUGGGCAGCAUGGCAGAAGACUGCAUAA
This is a messenger RNA of Exophiala aquamarina CBS 119918, 717 nucleotides long. RefSeq lists its product as uncharacterized. Gene Ontology annotation, cellular component: peroxisomal membrane. NCBI's taxonomy places the organism in Eukaryota, Fungi, Ascomycota, Eurotiomycetes, Chaetothyriales, Herpotrichiellaceae. Gene Ontology annotation, biological process: peroxisome fission; regulation of peroxisome size. Bases 1 to 717 code for a protein of 238 amino acids. The record is from RefSeq and is a predicted model, not a curated record. The transcript has 3 exons.